This is a messenger RNA of Zingiber officinale, 1466 nucleotides long. Its product is annotated as UDP-D-xylose:L-fucose alpha-1,3-D-xylosyltransferase MGP4-like. Gene Ontology annotation, molecular function: glycosyltransferase activity. NCBI's taxonomy places the organism in Eukaryota, Viridiplantae, Streptophyta, Magnoliopsida, Zingiberales, Zingiberaceae. Gene Ontology annotation, cellular component: Golgi apparatus. The record is from RefSeq and is a predicted model, not a curated record. Bases 65 to 1159 code for a protein of 364 amino acids. The transcript has 4 exons.
CUUCGCAGCAGCAUUCGUCGGCAGUGGCACUCGGAAUAGAUCCAUCUGCAGAUCUCGGCUCCUCAUGUCUCUCUAUCAACGGCAGCAGCCGCUGCCGCCGGCGGCCAAACCCUACCCGCUCUCCCCCCGCGCCUCUUUCAACGCUCAGACGCAACGCACCAUCCCCUCCUUCUUCCUCAGUCGAUCCGGCCUUGUCUCCAUCCUCGCUCUUCUCCUCCUCCUUGGCGUCUUCCUCCCAUUGUCCCGUCCCAUGGCCGCCCUCUUCUCCUCCUCCUCCUCCGUCGACGCACGCCGCGCAUCCGCAUCCCGGUGGAAGGACUACACGCUCGCUCGCGCUGCGGCCUUCGCCGCUCGCAACAGCACUGUCAUCGUUUGCGCCGUCAGCCAACCCUAUCUCCCCUUCUUGAAUAACUGGCUCAUCAGCGUCGCACGGCAGAAGCGUCAGCAGCAGGUGAUCGUCAUCGCCGAGGACUACGCCACCCUCUACGAGGUGAACCGCAGGUGGCCCGGCCACGCCGUCCUGGUCCCACCUGCUCCCGAUUCUCAGACUGCCCACAAAUUCGGAUCUCAGGGAUUCUUCAAUUUUACAUCGCGGAGGCCUCGCCAUUUGCUGCACAUUCUGGAGCUAGGAUAUAGUGUCAUGUACAACGAUGUGGAUAUGGUGUGGUUGGCGGAUCCAUUCCGUUAUCUUGAAGGCAAUCAUGACGUAUACUUCACCGAUGAUAUGGCUGCAGUGAAGCCUCUAAAUCACUCUCACGUUUUACCCCCUCCAGGGAAGAAGGGACGGACCUAUAUAUGCAGUUGCAUGAUUUUUCUUCGUCCGACCGAAGGAGCAAAGAAGGUAAUGAACAGUUGGAUUGAUGAACUCCAAAAUCAGCCAUGGUCCAAGAAAACAAAAUCGAAUGACCAGCCUGCUUUCAAUUGGGCUUUGAACAAAACUGCAGGAGAGGUGGAUCUUUAUCUGUUACCUCAAGCUGCAUUUCCAUCGGGAGGAUUAUAUUUCAAGAACGCGAGCUGGGUGAAGGAAACUCAGGGCAUGCAUGCCAUCAUUCAUAACAACUACAUUACAGGUUUUGAUAAGAAGAUAAAACGUUUCAAAGAAUACGGGCUCUGGUUGGCGGAUGACCAUACGGAUGAAUCACCACUCGGUCAAACGUAAGCAAACCUUCACUCAACUGUGGAUUUACCUAGUAAGAAAUCCACCUUCCAAACUAAUCGAAACUGCAUGAAAUUUUCCAUCGGUUAUUUUCUCCGCUGUUAAUUUACCCAUUGGAAUACUUACAUAUACGUGUUAUGUAUGUGUUGAGUACUUGUAUGUGUUGAGUGCCUUAGUUAGGAUCUUAUAUAUCUAUUUAUUUUUUUUGGUUUAUGUUUUAGCCAGAUUAAUUGGCUGCCUUAAGUACCCUAUAAUAAUUUUGUAGACAACCCUUUAAUAUUCUUCUUAUUCCUAACAUAUAUUUGCUUUA